AUGGCGCGCUUGAAUACCCAGGCGUCCGUGACCGAAACUCCCGCAAUUGCCGAUGAACCCUCCCACGACCAGCCCGAUGACACGAUCAGUCUCGAUGUACCGGUACAGCUUUUGACGCCAGAAAACAGUCGCUCCGAAACUUCCAGCAAUAAUGAAGUUACGGUGCCUGAAGAGAAACCGGCGCCCCGCCGGAGAUCUACACGUGUAACUCGCGCCUCGCUGCAGGCACCAGAGAUUCCAGAAGCCACCACAUCCCACAUCGAAAAUACAGCUGCGUCAAGCAGCCAGGCAUAUGUUGAUAGUCUUGUCGAGUCAAAGCGAACGCGCUCGUCAUUGCGCAACAGUAUUGCUGUGAUGGAACGUUCAAACGACAUGGCGCCUUCUGUCGGUGAUAACAUGGUGGCCGACUACAACCCUCAAAUACCCCAUACACCUUGCUCGAACUCCUCGCAAGAACAGCACACCGACGAUAAUAAGCCUUCAACACAGCAGCGCACACUGCGCACACGCGUGACAAAGGUCCUUGCUGAGGUAGUGGAAACGCCCCAGUCCGAAACACCUAUGCAGAACGACUCGCAAGGCUCGAUGCGAAGAUCAACACGCCUCAGUUUUGUGAGCAAACCGAUAGACUUGCUGGAAUGUACGAGUGCCUUGUUGGGUAAGCGCUCUCGGGAACUGAGCGAGAAGGUCAAAGAACCAAGCCGUCGCUCUAGUCUUCGUCCUCGCAUCGCGGCUCCUCCUAAAGAGGAGUCGGCUGCGUCAAUACCUGAGCCUUCUGCUUCUAAGAAACGCCGGGUUUCGGAGAGUGAUAUGUCCAAACUAGACGCUGCCGAAGACAAGGUUCCGUCAGAAGAGCCCGCCGCGCCUUCCCUCCACCUCGAUACAAACCCAAGCGAUGGUUGA
Messenger RNA from Penicillium diatomitis, 903 nucleotides. RefSeq lists its product as uncharacterized. The transcript has a single exon. The record is from RefSeq and is a predicted model, not a curated record. NCBI's taxonomy places the organism in Eukaryota, Fungi, Ascomycota, Eurotiomycetes, Eurotiales, Aspergillaceae. Bases 1 to 903 code for a protein of 300 amino acids.